Molecule: messenger RNA, 883 nt
Organism: Folsomia candida
Lineage: Eukaryota; Metazoa; Arthropoda; Collembola; Entomobryomorpha; Isotomidae
Exons: 2
Coding region: 155-715 (186 amino acids)
Source: RefSeq, a predicted model, not a curated record
GAUGCGUAAAAACCUGAGAUUCAUUUUUGUCCCGGCCAGUUAACUUUUGCCCUUCUGAUUGUUAACAUCCAAAUACAAAUUUGUUCACAUUACUCGAACAACCGAAUUCAUCCUGAAAAAAUAAGCACGAAUCUGUUUCAAAUCUUCAAGGAAAAUGGAGCCAUUCGGUGAACAGGAGCCAAACGAUGAACCGCAGCCAUUCGAUGAACCGCAGCCAUUCCCAUACGGUGAAAUGGACCCAUUCAUGGAACUGUUUCUACUCGGAUGUUUUAAUGCUUCUCUGGGACCAGCAAUUAUUGUAUGGAGAAUCAAGCCAGACUUUGACCGUUACCUCGAUAAGCCAGAAUUCAACAAAGACAUCCUUCAGGAGAUCCUACUGGAAUAUUUGCCCCAUGUACUUGCCUAUGGCUGCCUGAUACUCUGCUGCUUAAUUUCGGGAUUCUGUGCAAUAUUUGUAUGCAUGCUGGACAACCGCACGUGGGUGCUCAGACUGGCAAAGGUGGCGAAUUUCUAUUCCAAAAUGUCAUACCGGUUAGUUGUGGGGAUCAUAGUGUACAACUGGAGUUCGAAGAAGUGGAAAACGUGGGGGGGAUAUCCGGUGUCACAGGAAUCGAUUAAGAUAUCCUUCUGGACAUUCAUUUAUUGUUUAGUAGUGCAACUUUAUUUUGUGAAGAGAUGUACCAGGCUAAUUCACGACCUAAGUAACCAAAAUUAGGUAAAUUUGAAACAAGGUGGGAAGAAAACAGGUCAAAAAAGAAGGAGGAAUUGGUUUCUUGAAAAAUUCAUGUAUGUAUUUGUGAUCAAGCAAGUAUUUAAGAUGCUCUCGUGAGUACGCUCAAUAUAAAGAAUAAAAUAUGUAUAUAUGUAUUUGCCAUUUAACUAA